Molecule: messenger RNA, 921 nt
Organism: Haliotis rufescens (red abalone)
Lineage: Eukaryota; Metazoa; Mollusca; Gastropoda; Lepetellida; Haliotidae
Product: vegetative cell wall protein gp1-like
Exons: 1
Source: RefSeq, a predicted model, not a curated record
CCAUCUCCUCCAUCGUCCCUCCCCUUGAUCCCAUCUCUUCCAUCGUCCCUCCCCUUUCCCCUUGGUCCCAUCUCUUCCAUCGUCCCUCCCCUUUCCCCUUGGUCCCAUGUCCUCCAUCGUCCCUCCCCUUGGUCCCAUCUCUUCCAUCGUCCCUCCCCUUUCCCCUUGGUCCCAUCUCUUCCAUCGUCCCUCCCCUUGAUCCAAUCUCUUCCAUCGUCCCUUCCCUUGGUCCCAUCUCUUCCAUCGUCCCUCCCCUUGGUCCCAUCUCUUCCAUUGUUCCUCCCCUUGGUCCCAUCUCUUCCAUCGUCCCUCCCCUUGAUCCCAUCUCCUCCAUCGUCCCUCCCCUUGAUCCCAUCUCCUCCAUCGUCCCUCCCCUUGGUCCCAUCUCUUCCAUCGUCCCUCCCCUUGAUCCCAUCUCUUCCAUCGUCCCUCCCCUUGGUCCCAUCUCUUCCAUCGUCCCUCCCCUUGAUCCCAUCUCUUCCAUCGUCCCUCCCCUUGAUCCCAUCUCCUCCAUCGUCCCUCCCCUUGGUCCCAUCUCUUCCAUCGUCCCUCCCCUUGGUCCCAUCUCUUCCAUUGUUCCUCCCCUUGGUCCCAUCUCUUCCAUCGUCCCUCCCCUUGAUCCCAUCUCCUCCAUCGUCCCUCCCCUUGAUCCCAUCUCCUCCAUCGUCCCUCCCCUUGAUCCCAUCUCCUCCAUCGUCCCUCCCCUUGGUCCCAUCUCUUCCAUCGUCCCUCCCCUUGAUCCCAUCUCCUCCAUCGUCCCUCCCCUUGAUCCCAUCUCCUCCAUCGUCCCUCCCCUUGAUCCCAUCUCCUCCAUCGUCCCUCCCCUUGGUCCCAUCUCUUCCAUCGUCCCUCCCCUUGAUCCCAUCUCUUCCAUCGUCCCUCCCCUUGAUCCCAUCUCUUCCAUCGUCCCUCCCCUUCGUC